Molecule: messenger RNA, 2439 nt
Organism: Pseudophryne corroboree (corroboree frog)
Lineage: Eukaryota; Metazoa; Chordata; Amphibia; Anura; Myobatrachidae
Gene: C1S
Product: complement C1s
Exons: 11
Coding region: 281-2350 (689 amino acids)
Biological process (GO): complement activation; proteolysis
Cellular component (GO): extracellular region
Molecular function (GO): calcium ion binding; serine-type endopeptidase activity
Source: RefSeq, a predicted model, not a curated record
CACAUCUGGAUGUCCCGUUUCUUCCUACCCCAAUUUCUAUGUCUCCCACAAAGUUGUGAGUCACGUUCUGUAGCCCCCAUAUUGCAGCUGGGAGAUCUCAAAGUCCAGAACAUGAACAAAACAAGAAUUUCUCCUUGUUCGCUCCCGAUAGGAAGGUCUCUGGGUCCGGAAUACACUUGGGAGGUAGUAGACUCAGGAAUUAGGCUGCAGGUUUCUCCCCUCCUCUCAGUCUGUCUCAGUUUAUAUACAAUCCGCUGUGUGCUGAGAUUCUGUCUGUGCAAUGGAGAUAAGCAGGUGGCUGUUCCUUCUCCUCCUGGGGUAUGCCAGUGCAGGGUCCCCCUCUAUGUUUGGAGAGAUCACCUCCCCCAAUUACCCUCAGGGCUACCCCAUUAAUGCCAACGAAGCCUGGGAGAUCCAGGUGCCAGAAGGGUACGGAAUCCGCCUGUAUUUCAUACACCUGGACAUCGAGCUGUCCGAAAACUGCGAGUAUGACUCAGUGAAGGUUAUAAUUGGGGGUGAAGUACAGCAGGUGCUUUGUGGCCGCCAUCUUCCUGCAUACCCAGGAACCCCUAUAGAGGACAAAUACUAUCCAACCACGCACCUGAAGCUCGUGUUCCAGUCUGACUUUUCCAACCAGGAGAGAUAUACCGGAUUCUCUGCAUACUAUAUGGCUGUAGAUGUAGAUGAGUGCGAAGACGAUACAUAUGAUCCUUGCUCACACUUCUGCAACAAUUACAUUGGAGGCUUCUUCUGCUCCUGCCCUCCAGAAUAUGACCUCCAUGCAGACCAGCGCACCUGUGGGGUGAACUGCAGCGGGGCGCUAUAUACGGAUCUGAAGGGGCAGAUCAGCAGCCCUGGCUAUCCCGCUCCGUACCCUGAGAACUCCCGUUGUGAAUACAAAGUGCUCCUAGAACCGGGAUACCAGGUUAUUCUCACCUUCCAGGCAGAAGAUUUUGACAUAGAGGCAGCGGAGGAUGGAAGCUGCUCCUAUGAUAGUCUCACUAUAAAAGCCAAAGGACGCAGCUUUGGUCCAUUCUGUGGGAAAACUCCCCCUUCGCUCCUUCAGACAGAGAGUAAUGAAGUGGACAUUUUUUUCCAAACAGACAGCGGAGGGGACCACAGAGGCUGGAAGAUACGCUACUCGGAGGAUGCCAUCCCCUGCCCCACAAAAGUGGUUGACCAUGCUGUCCUGCAUCCCCGGCAAGAUAAAUAUGUCUUCAAGGACUCAGUCAGCGUGAGCUGUGUGAAAGGAUAUGAGGUUUUGGAGGGUCAGAAAAAGCUGCCAUCAUUCCAAGCCAGAUGCCAGGGUGACGGGACCUGGACAAACACCCACCUGGAAUGCAUACCUGUUGACUGUGGGAGUCCUGAGAAAAUUGAAAACGGUGCAGCGACUUUCACACACAGCACAUAUGAAUCAGAGAUGAAGUAUAGAUGCAGCACUGAAUAUUACACCCUGAGUGGCAAUGAUACUUAUCGCUGUUCUGUGGAUGGAAUUUGGAGAAACAACAAUGGAGAGAGUAAACUCCCUGAUUGUGUACCAGUCUGUGGAAUCAGUUCAUUAGAGCACCAAUCAAAGAUAUUUGGUGGUUCCGCUGCUAAAGAAGGAGACUUUCCAUGGGUCGUACAUAUUGUAUCUGACACGAAAGGUGGCGGAGCACUGAUAUCAGAUCGCUGGAUCCUUACCGCUGCCCACGUAGUGCAGAAUGGUGUGAAACCCUCAAUAAAAGUUGGGUCUUGGCGUCUUGGUCAUGCAAAGGAACUGCAGUCCAAAAGAGUUAUUCUACACUCCAAGUGGAUAGUGGAAGAUCUUGACCCUAAAAGGAAGACAAACUAUGACAAUGACAUAGCCCUCAUCCAGCUUAGCAAUAAAGUUGAACUGGGUCCAUGUCUCUAUCCAGUAUGUCUUCCGCAAAAGGGGGGGAGGAACUCCCCGGCUGUCGGUGAGGUUGGAUAUGUUGCUGGAUGGGGGAUAACAGAGAAAAAAAGUGAAAUACGAUGGCUGCAGUACGCCGCAGUAGUUUUCCGUGAUACAGACGAAUGCAGGAAGACCGUAGUCACAGAUCAAGCCUUUACCACAAACAUGAUGUGCGCCGGCGGAUCUGGAAAAGACAGCUGUGCAGGCGACAGUGGGGGCCCACUCAUGUUCAAGGACCUAACCAACCCAACUGACAUCAACAAGCUAUAUAUUUCUGGCAUUGUCUCCUGGGGAAUUGAGUGUGGCAAGUUUGGAAUGUACACCAAGGUGGAGAAUUACCUGGACUGGAUCAAGGAGACAAUAGAAAAAGUGGAAAAGGAGGAGGAUGAAAUGAACACAGAACCAGUGAACAUCUGUCCUGAAAAGAAGGCCUAACAUAACCUUUACUCUACUACAGAGAAUAUGGGUGUAUAGGGGGGGGCAGUGUAACAUCAUUUUACGAACAAUAAAGUCACAAAUACAAA